This is a messenger RNA of Myxocyprinus asiaticus (Chinese sucker), 2371 nucleotides long. It is a transcript of the gene aptx, whose product is annotated as aprataxin. The transcript is spliced from 6 exons. Gene Ontology annotation, molecular function: mismatched DNA binding; double-stranded RNA binding; single-strand break-containing DNA binding. The coding region runs from base 53 to 916 and encodes 287 amino acids. Gene Ontology annotation, biological process: single strand break repair; double-strand break repair. Gene Ontology annotation, cellular component: nucleus. The record is from RefSeq and is a predicted model, not a curated record. NCBI's taxonomy places the organism in Eukaryota, Metazoa, Chordata, Actinopteri, Cypriniformes, Catostomidae.
CCCUUUGUUUGUUUUUUUUAACAGUUAGGUGUGAAUCCUACAAACGUGGACAAUGUGGUUGUGGGCAAAGGCAACCAGGUUACUGGUCUUAACAACCUACAAACCAAAUGUCACCCACCUCUACAACCAGGUGACGGUAAAGCCGGGCCAAAGACUUUACAUGGUCAAUCAGCUUUAUCCGUAUACAGUGAAGUUCACUGAGGAGACGUCAACAGCCAGACCUGCAGGAGAGGAGAGCAAAUCCUCGAAAAGACCUUACCAGAUGAGUGAGGACCCUGCAAAAAAAGUCUCAACCUCUCAUACAGACCAUCACAGAAUAACAGAUGGUUCACCUCCACUGAAAAAGACACCAGCAGCUUGUUCUGAUAAAUCGGAAUCUGCUAGCCAUUGGAGUCAAGGUCUUAAAGUGUCAAUGCAGGACCCCCAGAUGCAGUUGUACAAAGAUGAUAGGGUGGUGGUCAUCAAGGACAAGUACCCGAAGGCACGCUACCAUUGGCUGGUGUUGCCUUGGGAGUCUAUCUCUAGUCUGAAGGUGCUGAGGUCAGAGCACUGCGACCUACUUAAACACAUGCAGCGUGUGGGAGAAAGGAUGGUGCAGCAAUGCCCGGAUGCUCAUAAACUGCGCUUUCGUCUGGGCUAUCAUGCCAUUCCCAGCAUGAGUCACGUUCACCUGCACGUCAUCAGCCAAGAAUUUGACUCGCCUUGUUUGAAGAACAAAAAACACUGGAAUUCCUUCACUACCGACUACUUUAUUGAAUCCGAAGAUGUUGUUGCGAUGCUGGAGCUCCAUGGAAAAGUGACAGUGAAGGAAGGCAUGAGUGAAUUACUGAAGCUUCCUCUGCGCUGUCAUGUUUGUCGUAAAGAGCAGCCGACAAUACCGAAAUUAAAAGAACAUCUCAAAGCUCAUAUUUCUUAAAUACUGUAUACUAGAGCUCAUUUACUGGACAGUUUGAUAGACCAGCAUUGGUAAACAAUUUGUUUGUCAAAUAUUAAUUUAUUUAGUAAACUGUCUAUUGAGUCCAUUAGUAAAUUAAAGACAUUGGAUACAUUGUGUUGUGGGUACUGACAUAUUAAUUUCCCCAUUCACUUUCAAACAGUUUGUCAUUUUUAAGCAAUUUCAGCCGUUUUGCUAACCUCAGUCACACACCUUUAAUGAAUCACUGACAUAAUGCACAUCUCUUUGGUUUUAUUUAACUGAGUGUGUUCAAAUGUGUAGUUAAAACCAUGGGUUUCCUUUCCAUACGGUAUAUAUUUCAUACAAAUGCACUAGUUUGAAGCUGCAGUGUGUAAUUUCUGAGCCACUAGCGGCACCUAACAGAAUUGCAAAAGUAAUGACCAUUUUCAAACACUAUACACACACACACACAUUGUAUUGUACAACCUCAUGCCACUGGUUCAGCCAACAGAUUGCUUAUUAUUGCUGCCUGUUUUUGUAUUGUUACUCUGGUUAUGUAUAAUAAAAAAGACAUUCAGUGCUGCUAUUGGCGCAUGAAUGACACACUGUAGCUUUAAAAAGUUAAUUUGGCACAAGGCAAAUGAUAAUCCCUUUUAUGCUGUUAAAUUAGAAGAGUCUCAAACUAAUCUAUUGGCUUGUAACAUACCCCUUUCCCGCAAAAUAAACAGUGCAAAUAAGCAGAAACUACUCAAGGAUAUUGAGAAUUUUAAAAUAAGACACUCGAGUACAGAGUACGAAUCACAAAUAAUCUGAAAUUCCUGAUAUUAUUGCUUACAUAUACAGUACAAGAGAGUGUAUAUCACAACUCUACUGCAAUGGAAUAAAGUCAAAGUCAAAGAUAUAAACGCAAGAUAAAAAUACAAAAAGCACCAAUAAAAAGUUAAUUAAAAAUAAUUAGAUAAUUGAAAAUAGAUUUCACAGACUAUACCCUUAAAUUAUUGCUUCUAUUUAAACCAGAAUAUCUAAAAUACUAAUGCAGCUAUUGCUAGUGUCUAAUUUCUAAUGUAUACAAGUUACUUUUCAGAUAAAAAUUGAAUCUUGUCUUAUGAACUAAAAUGAAUGUAAAAAAAAAAACUUUGCACACUAUUUGAAUAAACAUUUAGGAGCACAAAUAUUAGUGUGCAGACAUCUACUUUUCUCCUUACCCCGUUUUCUGUAUUUUUUCCUGCACCUGUAACCAACUCAGUUGGAUGCGUGGACAGUUUCCAAAAACUUAAAAAAAAAAAAAUUCCCUUUUAGUAAUUAUGACAAAUGUCCGUCACAUAAUAAUCCCUGAAGAGAAGCUUUUGUGCAUCUCAAUAGCACUUUUUUGGAGUGUCAGUUGACGUAAUAUGCUGGUCUUCAUCAAGCCAAUGAACUUCCUGUCUGAAACAUAAUAAAAGAUGUAAUUAAGUAAAUAAAUAUAAGAGUAUUAAA